Mesorhabditis spiculigera is the source of this 258-nucleotide messenger RNA. Lineage: Eukaryota; Metazoa; Nematoda; Chromadorea; Rhabditida; Rhabditidae. The record is from the annotation of a GenBank genome assembly.
AUGGUUGGGCUCCCGCAGAAGGACAACUCGAAGAAGGUCCCAUUGACCGCUGAAAAUUUUGGCGCCUAUUUCGGCAAAUUCGAGAUGACGAUGGCCGCUUCCCCCGCCCCGACGACGUCGACGCUUGCCGAGCCUCGCACUCCUCAGAAGAAGGCACAGAACGAGGUGCAGCCGAUGGCUUCCAAGCCGACGACGCCCGACACGCCCUACGUGCACUGCGACAGCCCCUGGCCCUCCCCGAAAGGCAACGCCGACAAG